CGCUACAUGGCACACUCGCACACAUACGCGCGUGCAUGUAUACACACACACACCCACACACAUAUAUACACGUUAUAAUUCGUCAUUGUCGAAGCUUGCAUCGGAUCAGCGGUAGCAGCAGCAGCAGCAGUCGUAGCAGCAGCGAGCCAACUCGUUGAGAAAAUAAGGUGCGCGCGCGCCCGCCCGUCUGCCUGUCUCUCUCUGUGUUUUCUGUCGUUUCUCUAUUCCGUGCAUGUGUGUACCGAUGUGACUGUGUAUAUCAACUAUGUGGCCAGCAGAGCUCUAGAUGCAUGUUAUUGUUAUUAAUAAAUACCGAGGCGAGAUCGCAGCGCGGACCAGCUGCGGACAAUCCUCUACCGAGUCGUGUGGUGUGCCUGUGAUAUAGAUACGGGGGGGCCUGAUUCGACAUGUGGAGCCCUACGCACGUACAAGUGGUCGUGCAACGAGCCAAAAACCUCAUAACCAAGGGCAAAAACAAAACGAACGACUGCUUCGUGACGAUCGGCCUGGGCAAGGACAAGUACCAGACGUCGGUCAAAGAAAAAGCGACGUCGAAUGUCGAGUGGCACGAGGAGUGCGAGCUGCGAAUACCCGAGCAUGGCAACACGGCCGAGAUUGUGCUCACGGUGCUACAUCGCAACUUCAUCGGCGAUGAGUUCCUCGGCACUGUGCGCAUACCCCUGGCCAAAUUCGACAUCUACGAGAUGCCCAAAAACCGAUGGUUCACUCUGGAGGGCAAACCCGGCAAAGAGAAAACGAAGGAACGGGGCGAGCUCGAAGUGCGCGUGGGUUUCAUCGUAAAGGCAGGUGCCGGCAGUCUGUCCGACCUCACAAAAAAGGAGCGCCACAAAAGCUCGCUAGGUCAGCUCUCGUCCAAGGCCCAGAACUUCGGCGGCAGUCUGCUCAGCAUCGCCAGCAUCGAGAAGCGCAAGAGCCUGAAGAAGCUCGCCAAGUCCAUCGGCCAUAAGGUAUCGGGCAAGAGCCGCAGCAAGAACAAGCUCGACGACAUCUGCGACGAGGGUGAGUUCCCGGCCGUCGUCAGAGGUCUGAGGCCGAGAACAGCCGGUCAGGAGCACGGCGAGGCGGAUCCCGGGGUCAUCAGCGACGAGGACGAUGACGAGUUCACUUUUGACGAUCUGUCGCACAAGAGUUCGACCUCGUCGAUCAACUCGGCGGCGACACCGAGGAGCGGCCGAAAGCUCACCGAGGGAAAUCGCACCGAAUCACCCUUGGCCAGGUUUUCCGAUGCCAACCUCUCGCAAACCGAGAACGAAAAACUGCAGCAGAAUCGAUCGGCCACUUUGCCUCCUUCCAAACCACCACGCUUUGCGUUGAACAACAGCGGCAACGGAGGCAGCCCUGGUACAGGAAAACUCGAAAAGCAACAGGAAGAUGAGUGGGGCCAAAAACUCUAUGGGAUGCAAACGAGUAAUGCCUUAAAAAGGUGGGACCAGAAGCGUAUGAGUCCCAAAGUGUCAGUCGAGGACUCGACUACGGAGAGUAACAGCGGACCAGUCAGCGAAUCUCGCAACAACGUCGUACCGUCACCGAUACCUCGGCCUAGAUCCGACGUCGUGCUGACGUCCGUGGCGGACUCCAAGCGCGAAACGAGCAACAAACAGUCGCAACAACGACCGCAAACGCCUACGCAGCAGCAACAACAGCAGCAACAGCAGCAGCAAAUCAAAUCCAACAAAGACAAGCAGAGAGAACAGUUGCACCAGCAGCUCGUGCAAAAGCAGCUGGACAACAAGAAGAAAGACAAGCAGCAAAAGUUCUCGUCGGAGCGCAUAAUAAUCGGCGGCGAGGAGAACACCCGCCUGGGAACCAACGACCUGAUUUCUCAGUCGGGCAAGUUGCCGCGCGAGCUCGCCGAGCAGUUCGAGGGCAAGUCCAGAGAGGAUCUGAUCGAGUUGAUUUUGAACCUUCAACUCGACGUAGCCGACAAGAAGAAGCGCCUGCAUGACCUCGAGGACUACAUCGAUGCGCUGCUCCUAAGGGUCAUCGAGUGCUCUCCCGUAUUGCUGCAGAAUCCAUUCCAGCCGGCGCGACGGCUCUCGUCGCCCGGCCACCAAUGAAGGCUCGACAUAAUUUUUAAUCUCUUCCGCGUCUUCCAUAUCAAUUUGUACAUACAUAUAUUAUUAUUAUAAUUAUAAUUACUAUUAUUAUUAAUUUUAAUUGCAUAUACAUAUAUAUAUCGCAUCAUCAUCAUCAUCUAUGUAAUGUAAUCGUCCACUAACGAAUUCCUAUGAUGGUCUCCUUGAUAUUAAUUAUAUGUAAACAAAAGUGCCCGAGUACUUCGAAACGCAGCGAUCCGUCCAAAAGCUGAAUAAUCCCUGUUUUGUCUAACACGAAGAAUUCAUUUUAAUCGUUUUUAAGCUAAUCGUUCUUAUUACUUUCUAAAUGUUUUCAUUUCCACAUCUGUAACGUGCCUUAUUAUAUGAAAUACGCUCAUUUUACAAAGGCGCUGAAUUGCAUCGAUGCAACAGUGCAAUGUGCGCUUAAUGGGUCCAAUAAUUUAAUUUUAUUCAUGAGUGUUUAUUUGCAUCUGUUAGCCAAUUGAAUCAUAAUAUAUGCCUCGAUUAUGAAAACUGAGAUAUUAUUAUUAUAUUUAAUUCUUCGCGCAUCUAUAUACGCUGUAAAAAUAUCAGUAUAUAAUUAUUAUUGUAUCUUUAAAAAAAAGGAUUUUAUCAUGUUGAGAGAUAUAUCGAUUGAAAGCAGUCAAGACGUUGAUAUUAAAAAAAAAUUUAUUUACCAAACAAUUUGAUAUCAUAUUGUUGUUAUUUAUUUGUAUGUUUUCAUAAUGAUAACUAAUUAUUCAUUUAAAUGUUUAAUUAUUUAUAUUGUUUAUGUUCAUAUAUUGUGAAGGUAAAUGAGAAAAAUAGAGAAAUACAGAGAAUUUUUUUGUAAA
This is a messenger RNA of Trichogramma pretiosum, 2911 nucleotides long. It is a transcript of the gene Rip11, whose product is annotated as rab11 family-interacting protein 1. Gene Ontology annotation, biological process: regulated exocytosis. NCBI's taxonomy places the organism in Eukaryota, Metazoa, Arthropoda, Insecta, Hymenoptera, Trichogrammatidae. The coding region runs from base 408 to 2078 and encodes 556 amino acids. Gene Ontology annotation, molecular function: small GTPase binding. Gene Ontology annotation, cellular component: intracellular membrane-bounded organelle. The transcript has 7 exons. The record is from RefSeq and is a predicted model, not a curated record.